Molecule: messenger RNA, 621 nt
Organism: Podospora pseudocomata
Lineage: Eukaryota; Fungi; Ascomycota; Sordariomycetes; Sordariales; Podosporaceae
Exons: 2
Coding region: 1-621 (206 amino acids)
Source: RefSeq, a predicted model, not a curated record
AUGCAAUUCCCCAACAACGUCCUGGCUUUCGGUAGCCUCUUUGUCGCCGCUGGCUAUGCUCAGGACACAGAUAUCUCCACCUCGGCGGUCGACACCACCCUCGUAACCUCCGUCAGCAUCGAGCUCUCCACCACAGGCACCACACUGUCCAGUGCCACGGAUAUCUACAGCGGCACUGUCACCGACGCCUUGGGUGAUUCCACCGGCCUCAUCAAACCUCGCCCCACCACCGAGGGCGGCGGUCCUCUCGACACAGUCUACGCCUGCGGAGACACUACCGUCAUUGACCAGUUCAGCUACGGCUCUCCCCUAGUGAAGGACUGCUGGGACGUCUACAACGGUCUGGACGGGAAAACCGACCCUUGGAUCCUGGAUCACAUGUGGGAGCAGCGUGCUUUUGCGUCGUCGGGUACCUGUGUCAUCGGCGCCCAGAUCGUUAGCCAGACCGACUAUCCUUCGUAUGUUGGCAGUGAGGACUUUCGCAUCGCUAUCAAGAAGUCGAUUGAGCAGUUUGCCAAGAAGGAUGACAAGAGCCAGGAGCUUGUCGGCACCAAGGGUUAUAUGCAAUGCGGCACGUUUUUUCUCUGCUAUUCCCUUGCCUGUCAGAGUAUGGUAUCUUGA